Molecule: messenger RNA, 1564 nt
Organism: Siniperca chuatsi (mandarin fish)
Lineage: Eukaryota; Metazoa; Chordata; Actinopteri; Centrarchiformes; Sinipercidae
Gene: hspb11
Product: heat shock protein family B (small) member 11
Exons: 6
Coding region: 196-600 (134 amino acids)
Biological process (GO): intraciliary transport
Cellular component (GO): intraciliary transport particle B; centrosome; cilium
Source: RefSeq, a predicted model, not a curated record
AGACCUUUCCCAUUCAAUGCAAAACAAGACAGAUAAGAUGCAAAUGGCUCGGCCAAUUUUACAGUGCAGCACAUUUCUGCAGUUGACUUGACCUCUGACCUAACAUGUUUGUCUUUACAUCCCCUGCAAUGUGGAAAGGAUGCGAAGUUACAGCAGCACCGGAGAUUAUAAUCUUUGUUGUGUGAGUCACUGAAGAUGAUCGAUUCCUCUCUAAGUUCUUUGGGUGCAAAAGUUGUCGUCGCUACAUCCAGCGAUGAGAAUCACCCACCAGAAAACAUCACUGACGGACACACUAAGACGUUUUGGAUGUCCACCGGGAUGUUUCCUCAGGAGUUCAUCAUUCGCUUUGCUGAACCCUUGGAGAUUUCUGCUGUGACAGUGGACAGCUACAAUGUCAAGCAUCUAAAGAUAGAAAAGAAUACAUCACAAAAUGCUUCUCAAUUUGAGUUUGUUACAGAGAAAGACUUUGAACAUACAGAGGGACAUCUUCAGUCAAAUGCUAUUUCGCUAAAUGGAAGCAGUGCAACCCAUCUUCGUUUUAUCAUCACUUCAGGAUAUGAUCACUUUGUCUCAGUGCACAGAGUCAGUGUACAAAAUUGACACACAUGAUGUGAAUUAAAGCCUCAUGAUGUAUUUUUUGUAUAUAUAUGGUUUGAUGGCAUUAUUUGAUCAUUGUAUAUAUGAGUAGAUCUCAUUAUAUGCUCAGUCUGUUUUGAUAACACACACACACACUGACAUAUUCUCCCUCGUGGCACACAGCUGUAACAGUAAUGGGGAAUCUAAUAAGCAUAUUCCUUGAAUACAGUGAAAUCAAUUAAUUUGUCUACACAAAAUUAAUUUUAUUAUCUUAAUCUUAUCAGUGAAGUUGCAGUUGCAGAUGGUUGAAAGCUAAGGUGCAUAUUUAAAUCUGGCCUCAAAUUCUGAAAUGAGCUUGAACCCAUUUUCUGUAUUUGUGCUUAUUUAAUGUUAUGGAUUCAUUUAUGGGGCUUUUUAUCCCACAUUCAGCUGUUCCUGCUAAUUUCAUAAGCUGAUAGUUGGCAAAGCUUUAGAAUAAAAGAGUUGGAUUGUGAUGAAUGGUAGAAUUACUUACAAAGGAAGUUUCUCUCUGUGUGAGAGAUAGAGUUAAUUAACUAAUUUUGAGCAGUGGGGGCUGAAAUUGGCAUUCGUACAGCCCCCCCAUGAGCAGAAUUUUACAUCUCCAUAGAAAUGGGGAACCACGGGCAAUGCAGCUGGGGGGUUGGGGAACCAGAUGGUUUCCUAGUUUCCUAGCCAACCAGCGAGUCUCUAAAGACCACGGGCCUAUUCACACAAAGUAUUCAAGCCACCUCCUGUACUUAUAUCCUCCACACACACAUUUGCACGCUAAUACUGACUCCUAUCUACCUCCAUUGCCAUUUUAACUUGUCGGUAGCAAAGGGUUCAGCAGUGCGCGAGGACCCUUUGGGACUCCCUCCCCAAUUACUUUGCUGACUGCGGAGGAGCUUGGGGAUUUGCUGAGGCUGUGUUUGCUGAUGCUUGGUCUGCAUGCAGGGCUCCGAAUAAACCAAUAAAAAUAUGAAAUACA